AUGUCCGACAUCUUCCGCAAAAGCCUCCUCAGCCGCCUCCCCGACCUGCCCCCAACCCGCGCACCAUGGGCAGACGAGCCCCUCGCAGAAGGGGACGAAGAAGUCGAAGAGCUCGCUGAGGAAAGCGAGGGGAUCGGGGAACUGCCUGCUGGUCAGAUGAAACCUCCCAAGACAAGAGGACCCAACAAAGCCGACAUGCAGGAUUACUCGCCGCUCUCUGCGAGCGGAUACUUUGAUCAGGCUAUCGAAGUACAGCCUACAGGCUCGCCUUGUACUUUCCGCGUCUACCUCACCCCGCCUUCCACCACCACCUCUUCAAAUACACCUUCAGGCCCAAACCUCGGUCCAGGCCCAGCGGGCCCAGCGCCCAAAAUCCAAACGCAGCAGCAAACCAACCCCCACGGCACCUACUUGAUCUGCCACCACGGCGGAGGUUCCGGCGGUCUUUCGUUUGCUGCUCUGGCGAAAGAGGUGAAACGUGUAAGCGGGGGGGAGAUGGGGGUUCUGGCUUUUGAUUGUCGUGGGCAUGGUAAGACGAGGACGGAACCGGUAGAGCUGGAGAACGACCUCUCGGCAGAGACUUUGCUUUCAGAUUUCAUCUCUCUUAUCGAAACCAUCUUUCCCAACCCAAAAGAAUCGCCCUCUUUCAUCAUGAUGGGCCACUCCAUGGGCGCCUCCCCCACCAUAUCCUCCGUCCCCCUCCUCAUCCAGAAAGGCUACCUCGUCCCCGGGACGGUCGUGUUGGACGUGGUGGAGGGUACGGCGGUGGAGAGUUUACCGAUGAUGGAGUCUAUUCUGGGCAAGAGGCCGGGGGGGUUUCAGAGUGUUGUGGAUGGGAUUUGGUGGCAUGUGACGUCCAAUUCGAUCCGGAACCCCACCUCCGCCCGUCUCUCCGUCCCAUCCAUCCUCACCCCUGCCUCCCCCUCCCCCUCCCCUUCACCCAACACCUCCCAAACAUGGCGCACCCCCCUCCUCCAAACCUCCCCCUUCUGGCUCUCCUGGUACACCUCCCUCUCCUCCCGCUUCCUUGCCCUCCCCUCCGCCCGCCUCUUAGUCCUCGCCGGCCAAGAGCGCCUGGACCGGGAGUUGAUGGUGGGGCAAAUGCAGGGCAAGUUUCAGUUGGAUGUUAUGGAGGGGGUUGGACAUUAUUUGCAUGAGGAUAACCCAGCAGCACUCGCUUCCACGCUCAUCACAUUCUGGCGGCGCAACACCCGGGUGCUGGUGCUUCCUCCCAAGAUCGGGUCUGCGCCUAAGAAGUCUGGUGAAGAAGAGGUAGUGGCGGUCAGGCCGGUGGGGCAGAGUUGA
This is a messenger RNA of Cryptococcus wingfieldii CBS 7118, 1305 nucleotides long. Its product is annotated as protein phosphatase methylesterase 1. The transcript is spliced from 6 exons. NCBI's taxonomy places the organism in Eukaryota, Fungi, Basidiomycota, Tremellomycetes, Tremellales, Cryptococcaceae. Gene Ontology annotation, molecular function: protein methylesterase activity. Gene Ontology annotation, biological process: protein demethylation. Bases 1 to 1305 code for a protein of 434 amino acids. The record is from RefSeq and is a predicted model, not a curated record.